Messenger RNA from Symbiodinium necroappetens, 2341 nucleotides. The record is from the annotation of a GenBank genome assembly. NCBI's taxonomy places the organism in Eukaryota, Dinophyceae, Suessiales, Symbiodiniaceae.
AUGAGACUUGAUUCUAAGUCUAACUUCCAAGAAGCCGCCGCAAGUCUCACAGCACUGCCGGCAGGUGGCCAGGACCGUGCGGAAAGCGGUGGAGGCGAGCCAAAGGGCCCUUUCGCAUCGCUGCACACGCCGCAACAUGAUCCGCCAGAGGGAGAUCCCACAGACGGUAUGGACAAGUCGGGCAAGGAGCCAGAGGGGAAGCAGAACGGCGAAAAGGUAAGAGGAGCAGGGCAGUGUGGAUGGUGGGGUGGUGGUGAGGGCGGUGUGGGUGCCGAGGUGGUGGAGGGAGACCGCUUUGAAAGAACGGCAAGCGCACGCCUACUUCAACAAGUCGGCCCGGCGGUCUCGCACUGCGACGACACGCCGCGGAACGAGGGCCUCUUGGGUGCUGGGGGCGGUGAGGGCGGUGAGGGGGGGUGGGUGGUGGAGGCGGUGUGGGUGGUCUCAAGCUGGAGUGCUAGGAACCGUGUGAGUUGGGAGGGCAGCAGAGUGGUGGGGACGGUGAAGGCGGUGUGGGUGGCCAGGGCGGUGUGCGGUGAGAACGGUGAGGGCGUGGGGUUCCGGGCACACAAGCUGGUGGGGGCGGUGUGGGUGGCCGCAAGCUGGAAUGCUAGGGACGGUGGGGAGCAGGGGGCAGCAACCGGUGGAGGUGGUGUGGGUGUUGGAGGCGGUGUGGGUGGCCGCAAACUGGUGGGGGCGGUGAGGGUGGGGGCGGUGAGGCGGCUCGGUCUUGGAGCUGUCGCAACAGCUUUCCUCUUCUUACUGCUCUCGGUUUCCAUGUUCGCGCAGGUGACACGCGGCCCGCGGCGCGUCGGCGACGAGCCUACGCUAAUCGUGCCCGGAGCCAUGGAAGAAGGUCCAUUAGCACGGCUGAGUGGGUCAGGCAAGAAGGAUGAAGAAGGUCUGCGGCAGUGGUCGCCGGCCUGGCCUCAAGCCCCAUUCUGUGCAUUGGGCAUUCUGGUAGAUCUGCGAACUUGGUUGUCUCACCUGAACUUGAGCAGUGGCAGUGGCCAGAUACCUCUGAUAUCCUCUGAUCAUUUGGACAGUUCCACAGAACGGAAUCCGCUGGGUGAUUUCCAGCAGCGAGUCUAUGAGGUGGGCUUGGUUUGUCUUGCGAGUGGUAUCGUCAUCAACUUCCUGGCCGUGCACUUCUGGUUCCGUCGCAAAUUUCUGGUCUCGAUGCCCUGGUAUGAGUAUCACAAGCAUGGCCUCGGCCUGCACGUGAUUUUCCUUCUGAUGCCGCCUCCUCGGCCAGCAGUCCGCAGGUAUGCAAAUCCGCAAGCGUGCUUUCUCUUCACCUGCAGGCUUUUCGACGUCGACCUCUUCAAUAUACAUUUUGGAACGCCAAGCAAGAUGAACGAGGUCUUGUCCCGAAUUGGCUGCCUGUCCUUGCUGAGCGACACGCCACUGCUCGUCCUGAAAGCACUCGUCUACUUUCUGGAUUCUACUGGAAUUCAGGCCCCGAAGGUCACCCGGGUUUCGAUGGGCGUCACGGUGAUCCACCUGGCACUGGCUCCGAGCUCGAAGCAUUCGCUAAGAUGGCCAAGAGCCCGUCUUACCGGCUUCAUAUACGAGUUUGGGCUCGAAGGCAAUGGUCUUCCGGAUGCAGAACUGGGCUGUGAGGAGCCGCUCGAGGAAUUCUUUGAUGCCCUGCAAGAGAACGUGGAGCGGGCGACGCUGGAGACCUGCCAAAGCAGUGGGUCUACGUUCGUGACGCCAGUCCUGCGACCGCGCCCAGGCCCCUUGCCGUCUGCGCCGUCGAUCCUAAGCUCUUUUUCGCGGAAUUCGUCAUGCUCGUCUGUGUAUCACGAUGCUUUGUCCGAGUGGGAGUUGGACGCGCCAGUGAAGGCGCAGCUUGCUCAUCCCACUGGAUGGGGCCGAGUGGUGCAGCCGGUGAUCCUCUGCAAGGAACCGUUGAGCGUGCUGCUCUCGUUCCUGAGCGUGGGUUUCUGCCUCUGCCACGGCGACUGGCAUCGAGGGCAACGGGAAGCAGAGCGACUUCCGAUCCUGUCGAUCGCCUGCUUCUUGGGUGCCUUCGCUGCUUCCUUCCUUCCGCCACGCCUGCGGCCGGGUGCCCGGGAGGAGAGUGAGGACUACCGCCGCUACCUUCAACGAUAUAAGGAUGAGCUCAGAAUCUACAUCGGGCGAUUCCCGGGGGAGAUUCGCAACUUGCUUGACACCCGGACUGCCGAGCUGUGCCACGACAAGAAGAGCAAGGCCGAGAAGGUCAAGACCAAGAAGGAGCACAAAAGCAAGAAGGAGAAGAAGAAGGAGGGGAAAAAGAAGCAAAAGAAGCCAGCAAAGGAGAGCAAGCACCACACUGCGGAUGAGGGACUCCAGU